CCCUCGGAGAAAUGGCCGCGUCGGCAGAUUUAAGUAAGUCUUCCCCAACACCGAAUGGGAUUUCAUCUUCAGACACAGCCAACGAUACCAUGGACCCCUUCCAUGCUUGCAGUAUUCUUAAGCAACUCAAAACAAUGUACGAUGAAGGACAGUUGACAGACAUUGUAGUGGAAGUGGAUCACGGGAAAACAUUUUCCUGUCAUAGAAACGUUCUUGCUGCCAUCAGCCCCUACUUCAGAUCCAUGUUCACUAGCGGCCUUACAGAAAGUACUCAGAAAGAAGUUCGAAUCAUCGGUGUUGAAGCUGAAUCAAUGGAUUUAGUAUUGAAUUAUGCCUAUACCUCUAGAGUUAUUCUGACAGAGGCCAAUGUUCAAGCCUUGUUCACUACAGCUAGCAUCUUCCAAAUUCCUUCCAUACAAGACCAGUGUGCUAAGUAUAUGAUUAGUCAUUUGGACCCACAAAAUUCUAUUGGGGUCUUUAUCUUUGCUGAUCAUUAUGGUCAUCAGGAACUUGGAGAUCGAUCAAAAGAAUACAUCCGUAAAAAGUUUCUGUGUGUCACCAAAGAACAAGAGUUUCUCCAACUGACAAAAGACCAACUCAUAAGCAUACUAGAUAGUGAUGACUUAAAUGUAGACCGGGAAGAACAUGUUUAUGAAAGCAUUAUAAGGUGGUUUGAACAUGAGCAGAAUGAAAGAGAAAUACACCUUCCAGAGAUUUUUGCCAAAUGUAUACGAUUUCCUCUGCUGGAAGAUGCAUUCGUCGAGAAAAUUCCACCUCAGUUUGCACAGGCCAUAGUCAAAAGCUGUGGAGAAAAGGGACCAGCUAACACCAAUGGUUGUACACAGAGGCUCGGAAUGACUGCUUCCGAAAUGAUCAUAUGCUUUGAUGCUGCACACAAACACUCAGGAAAGAAGCAAACAGUGCCUUGUCUAGAUAUAGCCACAGGAAGAGUGUUUAAACUAUGCAAACCACCAAAUGACCUAAGAGAAGUUGGGAUUCUUGUAUCACCGGAUAAUGACAUUUACAUUGCAGGAGGGUACAGGCCGAGCAGCAGUGAGGUGUCCAUCGAUCAUAAGGCAGAAAAUGAUUUUUGGAUGUAUGACCAUUCCACAAACAGAUGGCUAGCCAAGCCAUCCUUGCUCCGAGCUAGAAUAGGCUGCAAACUUGUAUAUUGCUGCGGUAAAAUGUAUGCAAUUGGAGGGCGUGUUUAUGAAGGUGAUGGAAGAAACUCCCUGAAGUCUGUGGAGUGCUAUGACAGCAGAGAGAAUUGCUGGAUGACUGUUUGUGCCAUGCCAGUUGCACUGGAGUUUCAUAAUGCUGUGGAACACAGAGAAAAGAUCUACGUUUUACAGGGAGAAUUCUUUCUCUUCUAUGAGCCUCAAAAAGACUACUGGGGAUUUUUAACCCCCAUGACUGUGCCUAGAAUCCAGGGCUUAGCAGCUGUGUACAAAGACUCCAUCUAUUACAUAGCUGGAACCUGUGGAAAUCAUCAGCGUGUGUUUACUGUAGAAGCCUAUGAUAUUGAGCUAAAUAAAUGGACUCGCAAAAAGGACUUUCCAUGUGAUCAAUCUAUAAAUCCAUACCUUAAGCUGGUACUUUUCCAGAAUAAACUCCAUUUAUUUGUCCGAGCUACUCAAGUAACUGUUGAAGAACAUAUCUUCAGAACCAGCAGAAAGAAUUCUCUUUACCAGUAUGAUGACAUUGCUGACCAGUGGAUGAAAGUGUAUGAGACCCCAGAUCGCCUGUGGGACCUUGGCCGACAUUUUGAGUGUGCUGUGGCUAAACUCUAUCCUCAGUGUCUUCAGAAAGUUCUCUAAUAAGUGGCAGGCCUCAGUAUAUCACUGGUACCUCGUACUAAGGAAGCUUGUUUUGGAAAUGCUGUCAACAUUGAAAGAAGCUGGGAGAGAGUUAUGGGUGCUUGAAAUGAUUGUGGUGUGGGGACGAAUUUGUUUUUACCUUCAUGACAUUUUCAUUUCAGUAAGGAAAGGUAAUAAAGUGCAAUUAUCAGCAUUUUUUCCACCCCUGGCAUAAAAGUAUCAUUCUAGCAUUUUGUGAUAAAUAGUUGCUGAGAAACCAGGUGAAUCAAGACAACUAUGCACUCUUUAAAAGCAGCUAGAGUAUUCCUGGGUAGAGACAUCCAAACUGGCUAACAUGACUUUUUAUUUUAAAUACGGGUAACAAUGUGAGGCAAUAUCAUUUAUUUAGCUGUGAUCUCUCUAACACAGAGAAGCACUAACUUAGAUCCUCAUUCUUAACUAUUUAUAUAUAUUUACAUAUAUAUUUUUGUGUACUGUUUUCAAGUGUACGAGAUUUAAAUGUGCUCCGUCAGCAGACUGAAGGAAAACUCAGUCUCAGAAAGAACUUUCAGUCAGAUUGUUUCAUGUUUCUCAUGUAGCUUUAAGUUAAGCUAAAACUUUAAAGUGGCAGUUUUCUGUCCAUAACUUUUUCAAGUGCUAACACUGUCUCAUUUCUUAAAAUCCCAGAAAGGGCUCAGAUUUGCAGAUGACUGGUGCUCGUAUAAGUUAAUUCAUAUGUAGUUAGGUUGAUUUAAAUGGUUAAUGGGUCUAUGUUUAUUUUUCAGAUUAGCAUGCUAGUUCCAUGGCCAUGGCACUUUACCUUGUGACUCCACGAGGUCUGCUGUUUGUGUGAGAGGAUAUGGCCAGUGGCCAUUGGUCUAACUGGAUUCAGUUUUACAAAUCCAAGUUUGCACUAACAUGGGCUGUUUUGUUGCCCAGCCUCCUUUUCCAUCCUCUUUUCUGUCCAGUCAUUGUUGGUAUCUUGAAAGCUAACUUAUAAUGUGAAGUUUUACACCUACUUUUAAAAUUCUGUUUUGUAGAAACAAGUGUCUUGCCGUGGUCUAAUAAUUCAGUGGCUUAUAAGGUUUAUAUUACAGUUACAACCUCACUUUAAUUUUUGCACUCAACAGUGAUUAAUAUUUUUACAUGUAAAUACUUGUUCUAGCUGAAGAUGAUACAGAAGGAAGGAUGAGUGAACAGAACCGUGGGUUUUUAUACCAUAGGUACUAAGGCACCACUCAUAUUAACUGAUAGUGUCUCACAGAUAGUUAGGAAUAGUAAAAUGAAGGACAAACAACUCUUCUUUUUAUCUAAGGCAGGCAUUUAGAUUGAUAACAUACUCUAUGCCUCCUAUAACAGAUAAAGAAUAUACACAUGAGGUCCGAGUCUGUCCUCAGUCAGAACAGCUUGAUUUUCUUGAAGAAAACUGGCAUGAUUUGAAAAAAACAAACAAAAAGCUUGCAUAAAUUGUAAGGUGAUACUGUGAAACAUAUUGAAAACAUUGCCUCUUGCAUCACAUACCUCCUUUUUCAGAAACUUUCUAGACUUCAUUACAAAGGCCCUACAAGUAGAGAUAUUUCUCUAAAGUGGGAGUUUGAGUGGACAGCAUUUACAGAAUGAGGGUGUAUGUGUCCUACACAGCUGGAUGUAUGGUUUCUCCUAAUCUCUUUGUAAAUGUUGUCAACCAAUAAGUUUUUUACCUCUCUAGUUUGUUUUGUGUUUUCUUUUGCUUCAUGCUGUCUUAGGGUUAUUUCUAUGAUUUAUUUUUAAUUGCAUUAUAGGUUUGAAUUACUAAUGAGAGGGAAAAUAAUUUUUACAAGAGGUAUCCAUGUAAUUUUAUUUUUGAAAACUUUGUUGAGUAUCUUAAGAUUUCCUGCCACUUUGACAAUCUCUAUUUAGGAAAAUGAAUUACUUGAAAACAAGACACAGAACAUUGAGUUAGCAGUGUAUAUGUACCAUCAUAUGAUAUGUAAGAGAACAACACACUGGCUAAUUCUACACUAGAUUCAUUCUGUUGAUCUGUACAAACAGUUGGUUCUUCUGUCAACAGUGCAUAUCAAGGGUAUCAUCUAAGUAUAGUGUGUCAAAGCCAAGGUUUAGAAUUUGCUAUGGGAGUAGAAUAUAUAUUGAAUUUUGUAUGAAGAACUAUUUGUUUACAUUACAUAGCUGGUAUAUUUUGCUACUUUUAAAAAUGAUUGCAGGAAAAGGUCCUAGGAAACUAAGAUUAGUGAUAUGUGUGUAUUUAUGUGUAGAUAUUUAAGGUACAUUUUCAUAGUACGAGUAUAUAAGUAAAAGGCACAAUGGCUGCAACAGGAUUAAAAGAUCUAACAAAUGCCAAUCCCACUUUAACUAUGUUUCUGCAUUUGAAGAAUGUAUGUAGCACUUUUCCUAUGUAGUUUUUACACAGUGAAAACUGGGCGAAGUGUAGCUAUGUUGUAGGAAAGAAGAAAUUAUUAUUUAUGUCCGUCUUUGUUUCUUGUUAUCCUACAAAGUUAAUGUGUAAGCAUCAAGUUGAUUUCAUUGGUGCAUGAGGAAAAGUGGUUGUGGUCUGUAGGGAACCAGAGUCCCAUGUAAAGAAGUUUAAAAUGGCAUUCAAUAUUCAGUGCUCAGGUAUGUAGUAAGUACUGUAGUCCUAUGGGGCAAAUGUGUAGAUAUUUUUAAACAUUUUGCUGUAAUUGCACAAUUUUUUGCAUUUUUAUCUAAUGUCAUUGUUUCUUGUAAUAAAACCUUUUCUGAUUGAAAACUGCCAGUGUUG
Psammomys obesus (fat sand rat) is the source of this 4551-nucleotide messenger RNA. It is a transcript of the gene Kbtbd8, whose product is annotated as kelch repeat and BTB domain containing 8. The transcript is spliced from 4 exons. Gene Ontology annotation, biological process: neural crest cell development. Bases 12 to 1817 code for a protein of 601 amino acids. The record is from RefSeq and is a predicted model, not a curated record. NCBI's taxonomy places the organism in Eukaryota, Metazoa, Chordata, Mammalia, Rodentia, Muridae. Gene Ontology annotation, molecular function: protein binding.